Cicer arietinum (chickpea) is the source of this 1925-nucleotide messenger RNA. Its product is annotated as SWR1-complex protein 4. The record is from RefSeq and is a predicted model, not a curated record. NCBI's taxonomy places the organism in Eukaryota, Viridiplantae, Streptophyta, Magnoliopsida, Fabales, Fabaceae. Gene Ontology annotation, cellular component: NuA4 histone acetyltransferase complex; Swr1 complex. Gene Ontology annotation, molecular function: transcription corepressor activity. Gene Ontology annotation, biological process: chromatin remodeling; negative regulation of transcription by RNA polymerase II; DNA repair.
AUUUUUCUAAAAACAAAAUAGAAAUUUAAUUUCAUAAUUUAGUUAUUAUGACUUUUUUUUUUAAUACAAAAGUGAUUAUUAUAUCGAAUUAAUGUUGUACCGAAAUUAAGAAAAGCAGGUUGUACAACGUCGUAGCACCGGGGAUUGUGAGUGUAACAGUUGAGAAAGUGAGAGGGAAAAGUGAAGAAGGGGUUUCAUUCAUUUAAUUUUCCCCAAUUCAAUUGAAUUGAUUCGAAUGCAAGGUUUGUUCUACCAGUAAGUAUAAGUAAUGAAGUUUAUGAUUCUGAAACCCUAAAUGGAUGCGAAGGAUAUACUUGGAUUGCCCAAAAACUCAUUCCCAUCUUCUGCUGAUAAAAAGCCUCGACCUCCCAAAGAGUCUCAGAGAAAACCAGAUGGCAUUUCACGCGAGGUUUAUGCGCUUACGGGUAGAAUGCCACCUCUUAUGCCUUCUAUUGAUGCUUCUCAACUGAAAAAAAAGCAUCCUCCUCACGAAAAGAUCACUUGGCAAUGGCUUCCUUUCACCAAUUCUGCUCGUAAAGAUGAUCUUCAUCUUUACCAUUGGGUUCGAGUAGUCAAUGGUGUUCCACCUACUGGGGACUAUUCUUUUGCCAAGUAUAACAAGUCUGUUGACAUUAUCAAAUACACAGACGAGGAGUACGAAAAGCAUUUGACAGAUCCUAUGUGGACGAAGGAGGAGACAAAUGAACUAUUCGACUUGUGUGGUAGAUUUGAUCUCCGUUUUGUUGUAAUAGCUGAUAGAUUUCCAUCUUCUCGGACUGUAGAGGAGUUGAAGGAUCGAUAUUAUAGUGUGUCGCAGGCUAUAUUAAUUGCUAGGGCUGCAUCUUCCGGGGAUGUUGCAACACAUCCUCUCAUUAAGGAACCAUAUAAUGUUUCACAAGAAAUGGAGCGAAAACGGGCACUGUCUAUGGUGCUCUCCCAAACAAGACAACAAGAGCGAAAAGAUGAAGAGGUUCUUGUUGAAGCUAAAAGAAUAGCUGAGUUACGGAUGGCUUCUAAGGUUACUGAACAGCCUCAAUUGGUUGUUGCUUCAAAUGCUGAUGCAGAAGUUACCGAGAGAGCUGUCCCUGGUGAAACUAUAUCUCCAUCGAAUGUGCAACCUCCAUCAAUGGUUGUGCCUUCUGCGACAGAUAAUGCUUCUACUCUAGCUUCUCUUCGCAUGCUUCGUGUAUAUUUAAGGACAUAUGCACUUGAUCAAAUGGUGCAAGCUUCAAACUCAUCUGCUGGACUUCGGACUAUCAAACGGGUUGAGCAAACAUUGCAAGAUCUUGGGGUCAAUUUGAAACCAAGGGUUCCAACAAAAGCUGUAUGUGCAGAGCAUCUUGAACUAAGAAGAGAAAUACUAACCUGGCUGAAUCUGCAGAAACAGGUGCAAUAUAAAGAGGCUGAAGGUUCAUCUUUCCGUGAUGGGUCCUAUGGUGAAACACCAGGCACACCUAAGUUGCUUCGUGGUGCGGAUCAGGAUCGUACAUUUAUUCCCGACUCCAUGAAUUUCGGAGAUAUCCAUAAAACUGUAGUUUCAAGCGAAAGGGUUGGCAAAAAGGACCAAAAACGCAAGGCACAUGGAGGUCCACCUACCUCGGCUCAUAAAAGACCUAGAAAACAAAAGGCCUCAGAUCUUUAAUUUCUCUGGUGCAAUGUGGAAAGGUGUAUCAAUUUGUAUUAUUCGUUUUAUGGUUUUAUUAAUAUCAAUCUUAUGGAUAUUUAUAUGCAAAGUUUGUAUUAGAAAAAACAUUUGUUAUAUCAUCAGUAUAAAAGUGCAUUUCAUGAUUUCUUUCUUAGCGAAAGCUUUUACUUUUGCACAAAUUGCAAAUGAUAUCAACUUGUUAUCUUUUGCGAACGGGUUAAACAGGACAGGAUAUUGCGUGUAAUUAACAAUGGAAUUGGAAAUUCCAAUAUCCCUGAAA